AAGAAAAUUUAUGAAACGAAAAAAAUUUGAUGUAUUUUUUGUACAUUGAACUUGACAAUCAAAUGCGUGUGAAUAGUGUACGUGUAUGUCAGUGUGUCAAAUGUUGAAUCAAAACAAAUAAAAGAGCUUAAUGAAAUCGUAAACUGAAUGAAGACAUUGUCGCUUUUGCACAAGAGCAAAGCACUACGCUCUGCAAUCUCUUUUAACUCGUACAAAAACCUAAAUGAAAAAUAGAAUAAAAAAAUAACCAACGAUAGAGAGGAGAGAGAAAAUAAGUAAAUAAAUUGAAAUAAUUCAAAAAUAAAAAAAGGUGCUCAUUAGAAUAAGUAUUUAUUGCUCCGUUAUUAUAUAAUGAAAGUAGUUCGAUAGAACCUGAAUUGUUCUAUGUUUGGUAUUAUCGAUGGUGUUCUGUAAGCAGUGAUAUUGUUUUCUAUGUGCCUCAGUUCCAUUUGUCGAAUGAAUAAUUCAUUAUAAUGCGGAAUUGGACAAGUGAUUUUUUGUUUUAGUGCAUUGUAUCGAUGAAAAUGGAAACAAGAAGCACAACUGCAUUCCAUCACAUAGAAUCUGAGUGCAUAAGUGGCAGUGCUGCUUGAGCAUUAAGCUAUACGUGAUAUGCGAAUGAGUGAGAGAAAGAGAGCGCGAAAAUAGAAGUGCAAAUGUAACGGAUUUUAAAAGAAAAUUGCUCAAAUUAUCGCAAUUACAAGAAUCUCAUCUUGAGUUGUAUACACACACAAAACAGGGAAGGUAAGGAAUGAGUCGUUUUCGGGUCGGAUUGAGUGCAGUUGAUGUGCAUCGUGUGGUUGUUCAGUUAGUCGUUGAGUUCAAGAUUCUGGCGGUUUCUUCAUUUUGACGGAUCAUUGUAAACGGGACGUUCUAAGAAAAAAUCUCAAAUGUCAUUGAAGAAAGAAACACCAUCAGAUAUCCAGUUACAUUUGGCUGCGAUUCGGGGAGAUGAUGUAACAUUACGCAAACUUUUGGAUAGCGGACGUGUGCAUGUUGACUGCAUCGACGAGGAUCAAACGACUCCAUUGAUUUUAGCGGCUGCUGGCGGUCAUGCAACUUGCGUUACCGAACUGUUGGAUCAAGGUGCAAAUCCAAAUGCACGACGAAUUACGGGAACAACGGCGCUUUUCUUUGCUGCUCAAGCCGGGCACAUUGAUGUCGCUAAGAUUUUAAUUCGAUAUGGAGCCUAUAUUGACGCCGCAUCUCUCGAUGGAGGAACUCCAUUGUUUGUAGCAUGCCAAGGUGGUCACAUUAAUAUGGUGAAAGAGUUGAUUGCCCUCGGUGCAAAUGUACACGUCAACAUGAAGGAUAGAGCAACACCGAUAUUCAUUGCAUCGCAAAAUGGACAUCGUUCUGUGUUGCUGACGUUAUUGGCAGAGGGCGGUGACCCGAAUGUGUGUCGUAUUGAUGGCGCCACUCCUUUGUGGAUUGCAAGCCAAAUGGGUCACGAUCAUAUCGUUCGUGUUCUAUUGAAGAGUGGUGCACGUGUUGACGCGGUACGCUGUGACGGUGCAACGCCAUUGUUCAAAGCAGCGCACAAAGGUUUUUCGGCCGUUGUACAUGAGCUUUUGAAAUACAAGCCAAAUUUGUACUUAUUACCGAACGGUGAAACUGCAUUACAUGCUGCAGCGAUGUUUGGUCACCUCGAUGUUGUGAAGCAAUUAGUUGCGGCUGGCAGCGACAUUACGUGGAAAAAUCAAAACGGAUGCACCGCAUUACAGGUGGCACGACAGCAAAAUUUCACAACAGUCGUUGAAUAUUUGGAAGAACGUCGCACUUUAAAUCGUACAAACGUUAAACAAUUCAACCAAAUAUCGUGCUAAAUACGUUGUAUACCACGACAAUUCAUUUCAAUGCAAUCAUAUGAAUAUUUUUUUUCAAAAUCUCUUUGGAGAUGGAAUAUUCACUUCGACAUUUGCGAUAGUUCAAAGACUUACAACAAUACAAAUGACGAAAUUGACGAUUUUUUUUUAAGUUUCAUUGUUUGACAAAGGAACAAUUUAUACCACCUGUUGGUAUAGAGAUAACAUUAUGUAUAUAUUAGCUUUGCGCUCAAUUUACAAUCUGAAAUAUCAUUACACACAUAAAAUACGACAAAAACUGUGUUCAUACAUGGUGCUAUUAAUCGAAUUUCCAUGUAAUGGAAAAUAUUUAAUAAUUUAUUUUAAUGCACAGUCGAAACGUACAAGCAUGAUAACUUUUUACAAUCCGUACAUGUAUUUUAUAGUUAACAAUUGACAUUAUUCAUUAACUAGUCGCUCAAUUACAAAUAUUUACUUAAAACCUGAAGCUUUACAAAUGUUCAAUAAAAAACGUUAAAUAAAUAAAUUAUUUAAAAUAGAAAUAUAUUCUAUUGAUCCACAAUUUGAACUGACUUAAUAUCAGGGAUUGUUCCUCAGAAGAGAAGGAAUGGUGAGAAGGAAAAUGAGGAGAGCGAGGAGGAUCCUCCUUUUUUUUGCUCAAAGGGCUAUUUUUAUCACAAAAAUAUCAUUUUUAGCAA
This is a messenger RNA of Contarinia nasturtii (swede midge), 2503 nucleotides long. Its product is annotated as ankyrin repeat domain-containing protein 29. NCBI's taxonomy places the organism in Eukaryota, Metazoa, Arthropoda, Insecta, Diptera, Cecidomyiidae. The record is from RefSeq and is a predicted model, not a curated record. Gene Ontology annotation, molecular function: protein binding. Bases 891 to 1826 code for a protein of 311 amino acids. The transcript has 9 exons.